AUGAUAAACGAAAAUAGUUUAGUAGAUAUUUUCGCAUAUUACACUAAAAUAAAUUAUAGUCCCUAUGAAAUUGAUGGUGAAUAUAAAUUUGUGGAGACAUUAAACUUUUACAAUAAUAAAUAUACAAUAGAUAGGAACAACCUAAUUAAAAAAAUAUUAGAAGAUUUAAAAUCAAUUAUCAACCAAAACCCAACAAUUUCGAAUAAUAGAACACCACAAACCCACAAAUACUAUGAAUUUAAUAACUAUAAACUAAUAACUAAAUAUAGCUACACAGAUAUAAACUCAAUAUCAGAUUCAAUAAUACCAUAUGAUGAAGCAAUUUCAUUUUUUGAAAACAAUAUAAAAUCUAAUAACGAAAUAAUUAGAUUAAUUUCAAUUUUAGAAUUUUUUCAAUACUUUAUGAACAAGCAUCACCGAAAUCAAAUAGAGUUCUAUAGAUUUUUAACAAAGGUUUUUUAUGACCCAUCACCAUAUAUACCUACUACACUAAAUUUUUUUAAAUCAAGAUUUAUAAAUUAUAAUUUUAUUUUAAUUUCAUAUAUAUUUAACAAUAUAGAAAUGUGCGAUUGGUUAUUUAAUUGUUGCAAAGAUGAAGACAUUAAUAAAAGAAUAGAUUCAUUGAUUAACCCCCGAGAUAUUUUAAUAAAUAUAGAUUCAUUAGCAAGUUUUAUUUCAAAAAAAUGUAUUCCAAUAUCAAACAAUCAAAUUAAAUUUUUAGACAAAAUAAAGAAUCAUUUAAACACUUUUUUAAUAGACAAAACAUUUUAUUAUAAAAUAAAUGAUAUUAUAAAUAAUCAACAUAGAAAAAUUAAUAAAAACAAUUCUGGUAGUAAUAAUGAGAUAAUAAGCAAUAAUAAUGUAUUUUAUAUUUAUAAGCUAAAGGACUCGAUAAUAACCAAUAUAAUAGAUAAAUUAAUAAAUAUCAAUUUAUGCAAUAUAAAUGAUAUAAUAAUAUCUUUAGCUUUGGUAUCAAAAAAAUUUUUUAACCUCCUCAAAGACUAUAUAAGAAACUUUAAUUGGAAUAGAGAAAAUAUCUCCACAAUAAUUAAAAGUCAUUUUAAUGGUGAUUCAAAAUUUUGUUUAUUAGAAGACUCAAUAAUUGUGAACAACUAUAUAUAUUAUGAAACUAUUAUAGCAACUACGCCAUAUGAAAAAAUUAACAAAGUAUUCUCUUCAUUAGAGUCCAUUUCAAUCAACUAUUCAUUAUUUACCUCACCAACAUGUUCAAAAUAUGGUAUUCAAUAUGAUUUUUUAGAUAAUAGCUUUUUUAUCCACCCACCAUCCACUGGAAUGAAAAGCUUAAAAUCAAUAGAAGUUAUUGGAAAUGUAGAGGAUUACAUUCAACCAAAUACACAUGAACUUUAUCAAAGUAGAAAUUUAAAUUUAAUCAAAUAUAUUACCAUUCAUUGUAGUUGUAAAUUAGAAAAACUUAUUUAUUCCCCAAUUAUUUCGAAUAACCAAAUCGAUACAAAACUUAUAUCAACAAUAUUAAGAUAUCACCAUUCUACUUUAAAAUCAAUUAUAAUUAAAAUAAAUCAAGGAGAAUUUAAAUCAUCUAUAAUACAAUUUAUUUUAAAUCUUGUCAACUAUUAUUACCCAAAUAUCAAAUUAAUUUUUAAUUAUAAAAACUCCAAUACCGACUAUGACUUUUCAAAAGAUUUAAAUAAUAUUAAUAUUAAUAAUUACACCCCCAAUUUUAAUAACAAUAACCAUAACUAUAGUAUCAAUAAUUAUAAUUAUAAUAUUAGUAGCAGUAAUGACUCAACCCUUGAAGAAGAAAGUGAUAUGCAAUCAAUAGAUGAUAAUCAAAACGAUAAUGAUGAUUACGAAGACGAAUUUUAUGUUGAUGACUAUCAAGAUUUCGAAUAUGAUGAUAAUUAUAAUCAUAAUUUUGAAGAAUUUGUGUAA
This is a messenger RNA of Dictyostelium purpureum, 1911 nucleotides long. RefSeq lists its product as uncharacterized. The transcript has 2 exons. Lineage: Eukaryota; Evosea; Eumycetozoa; Dictyosteliales; Dictyosteliaceae. The record is from RefSeq and is a predicted model, not a curated record. Bases 1 to 1911 code for a protein of 636 amino acids.